Molecule: messenger RNA, 897 nt
Organism: Dendrobium catenatum
Lineage: Eukaryota; Viridiplantae; Streptophyta; Magnoliopsida; Asparagales; Orchidaceae
Exons: 1
Coding region: 1-897 (298 amino acids)
Source: RefSeq, a predicted model, not a curated record
AUGACCAAUUGCAAACCUCUACUUACACCUCUACCCUCCAAGUAUCCUGUUGAUCUGAAUCUUCAGCUACCGUUUGGACAACCGGAUCUAUUUCGUAAACUCGCUGGUUCACUGCAGUACCUCACAUCGACACGGCCGGAUAUAGCGUUUGCUGUCAACAAGUUGUGCCAACAUAUGCACAAUCCCCUUCUGCUUCAUUUUCAACUGCUUAAACGCGUCUUGCGUUAUUUAAAAGGUACCUUACACCAUGGCCUCUUUCUUCCCAAAACGGACCUGUUUCUCUUUGCCUACUCCGACUCUGACUGGGCGGGUGAUCAACUCGAUCGCAAAUCAACUACUGGCUACUGCAUAUUCUUAGGAACUACUCUUCUUUCCUGGUCCGUUAAAAAGCAAACGACAGUUGCCCGCUCAUCAACUGAAGCAGAAUACCGUUCCAUGGCGGCUGCCGCCGCCGACCUCAUCUGGACCAGACGGCUAUGUGAAGACUUUCAGAUUAACCUCUCUUCAACUGAGCUCUUUUGUGACAACAUCUCUGCAAUGUCAAUAGCCUGCAAUCCCAUUUUUCACGCUCGAACCAAGCAUAUUGAGGUGGAUCAUCACUUUAUACGGGACUGCAUUCAAUCAAACCAGAUAACAGUUCGUCACAUCUCUACCACCGAUCAGCCGGCGGACAUCUUCACCAAGUCUUUAUCAUCCGCUCGCCUUUUCAACUUACGCACCAAGCUUCUUGUUCUCCCGACCAUCAGCUUGCGGGAGGGUGACAUGGUUACUGCAUCCCGCACUAAACCCAAAUUAUUAACACAAGAUGGAGCAGAGCCCGUCGGCGUACAGCAGACCCGUUAUCCAUCUUCUCCUGCCAUCCGACUACUUUAUAACUGUCAAGGGGCAAUGAUGUAA